This is a messenger RNA of Blastomyces gilchristii SLH14081, 3342 nucleotides long. RefSeq names its product pullulanase. The record is from RefSeq and is a predicted model, not a curated record. Gene Ontology annotation, molecular function: alpha-amylase activity; calcium ion binding. The transcript has 4 exons. The coding region runs from base 1657 to 3324 and encodes 555 amino acids. NCBI's taxonomy places the organism in Eukaryota, Fungi, Ascomycota, Eurotiomycetes, Onygenales, Ajellomycetaceae. Gene Ontology annotation, biological process: carbohydrate catabolic process.
UGGGCAUUGGCGACAAGCGCCAACGGACUCGGUAAUGUCAACAGCAUCCAUCAGUUCGGUUGGGCAAUAGUGGCAUGUUCCUUGGGAUUCUAUUGGAGAAGUUCCUGCGAGACUUGUAUAGUUAUGCCAGGACUCGCAUCUCUUUCUCCCUCUCUCUCAGACUUUUGGUGGAUUUGGAUAGCAAUACUUUCUGCUUGAAUCGAGCUUCUAUCCUCCCCCUACGCUGAGCAAGAGCAUCCACGGCCAUAUCAACUCCCAAAGCCUUGUGGUCAACCACCUGAUAAAAUCUUCUUUGGCCAGCAGUCGUGGGGAGCGUUUCGGAACCUCGGCAGUUGGGACUAGACUCAGACAAGAUUCGGGAACCUUGGACGGACGGGAACCUUCCAAGAUUGGGUUCAAGUUGGCACCCGGCCAGCUGACUAAUAAGACUAGUGCCUUCCCGAGACGAUAUCUGAUUGGACAAUAGGUUUCACUUGCGCCCAGAGCCUUUGCGGCGGCUUGGCAGGGUCGACUAAACAUCCACCACCACCACCACCAACCACCACCACAGGCUCGGGUUUGUCGUUGCCACCACACAUACCAACCAGGGAAGCCAUCAAACUUGUUUAUUCGUCUGUGGUGGUCGUGAUUUGUAUCCCUAAGGAAUCAGAGAGGCCAAAAAUAUUGGCGUCUUGCUGCUUGUUCCACGACUGAAGCGGCCUGGCUCUUGUGAUCUGAUUUGAUGGACGGAACCAAGGUUGGGUCGUACCUGGAAGUAUGUGAAGCGCUCAUGAAGUUUAAAUUUUACUAUCAUAGUACGGGGUCGGCGGCGUCGCGAAAGUCUGGAGCAACGAGGCACUUAUUAGAUCCAUUACUCGUUUCCCCAUUUUCCCUCGCUUCCCCUCCAUUUGCCAGUUGGUUCACACGGGGAACUUUGACUCUUUCAAAGUUUUUCUUUCGUUCUUUCUUUCUUUCUUUUUUUUUUUUUCUCCUUUCAUUUUUUCCCUUUCGGCUUUUGUUCACUUUCAGCGCUUGCUAUCCGUUCGUUUUCUAAACAUUAUCCAUUCGUUUGAUAUCCUAUUUAUUUUACAUCCAUUGCGCUUUAUCCAUAAGCUACCACAUUCCUUUCAUAUUCCUCAAUAAAGUCCUUCCACUCUUUUGGGAACCGUUGCCGCGAAUGAUUACAGGUUCAACAUUUCGACAGAAAGCCAAUUUCUUUUAUUUGUCUCAGACGCUCCCUCGCGCCUAAUUUUCUCACGACUCUUUUGCGGCUCGUAUCUGGAGAGUCAGAAUCGAUAUUCGCACUAACUAUUCGUGCCCCUCGUUACUUCAGGGGCCAAGCAAGGGAUCUUCAUUCUAGAGAAGAAGAGAAGAAAGAAAAUUUCGAGGAAAUUCCAUUCUUUCACUUCAUGAAGUAACUACCGCCAUCCCCUUAGAAUGCUCACUCUGAAUACGGGAUCAUAGACCAAUCCUAAUCCUCCAAAACCACGUUUAUUCCGUGGUCCUCCCCCCAGAACCUUUAAACCGGCCGUCGCGUGCUAUUAGAGAGCAACGAAUGGGUGUGGUAGACCUAUGCGCAUACAUACAUAACGUGGUACUUUCUAUUGGCUGUGCGCAGGUGAGCCAGGGUGAAAUCGUCUCUUUUUGCAUUAGAGAAAAUUGAAAUCUGUGAAAAUUAUGGAGGAAGCAAUGAUUUCACUAUUUCGAUAUCCAUGUCGGCUGUUUGGGCUUCUUAUUUUAUGCCAUCUUGCUGGACUUUCAUUAGCGGCGAACACGGACGACUGGAGACCUAGGUCGAUAUAUCAGGUUUUCACGGACAGAUUCGCGAGGACUGAUGGCUCUACAUCUGCAAAAUGCAACGCCAAGAAAGGCUUCUUCUGCGGGGGAACCUGGAGAGGUAUAAUCAACAAAUUGGACUAUAUUCAAGGCCUAGGGUUUGAUGCGAUCAUGAUAUCACCAGUCUCAAAGAAUAUCAAAGGCGAAGUUAGUUAUGGUGAAGCCUAUCACGGCUAUUGGGUUUCAGAUCUAUAUCAGUUGAAUAGUCAUUUCGGGACACGCGAGGAUCUUCUGGAGCUGGGAAAGCAGCUGCAUGCUCGCGGCAUGUACUUGAUGGUCGACAUUGUCAUCAAUAAUAUGGCAGUGAUGACCAAUGGCAGCAACCCUGCUACGUCGGUUGAUUACUCAGUUUUCAAACCAUUCAACGACAAAAAGUAUUUUCACCCUUAUUGUAAGAUCGAAGAUUACAACGAUUACAAAGAGGCGCAAAAUUGUUGGAUGGGUGAUGAUCUUGUUGCGCUUGCGGAUCUUAACACGGAAUCCGAAGAGGUCACAAAGAUGAUGGAGACCUGGGUCAAGAACCUCGUUGCCGAGUAUUCAAUUGAUGGCCUCCGGAUAGAUGCUGCAAAACACACCGGCACAGCAUACCUUGAGAGGGUUGCCAAGGCGUCUGGCGUCUUCACCACAGGGGAGGUGUUCGAAGCCGAUGUGGCUAUCACUUGUGAUUAUCAGAAUUUUAUUCCCAGCGUGCCGAAUUACCCCGUGUACUUCGGAAUGAUUGAAGCCUUUACUGCUGGAAAUAUCACAGCGCUCAAAAGAACGCUUUCCGCUGCGAAGGAUAUCUGCAAUGACAUUACCGCCCUUGCAACCUUCUCGGAGAAUCAUGACCUUCCACGAUUUCCAUCUUAUACCAAGGAUCUCUCUCUCGCCAAAAACGUCUUAACGUUUACAAUCCUCUCAGACGGAAUCCCACUCUACUACCAGGGACAAGAACAACAUUUCUCCGGUGCCAGCACCCCCGAGAACCGCGAAGCCCUCUGGACAUCAAAGUACAACACCAAGUCCCCCCUCUACAAGCUAACAGCCUCCUUCAACAAGAUGCGCGCCCACGCCAUCCGCGUCAGCCCCGACUACGUCCUCCAAAAAUCAUACCCCAUCUACACCGACGGCAGCACCAUUGUUACCCGCAAGGGUGGCCAGGGCCACCAUGUCAUCGUCGUCUACUCCAACCAGGGCGAGAAGGGCGGCAACUACCGCCUCGACCUGCACAAUACCUACACGCCUGGAAUAGUCAUCACGGAAGUGCUGAGUUGUAAGAACUAUACGGUCGAUUAUCGGGGGACGGUUGGGCUUGAGAUGGGACAGGGGCUGCCGAGGGUUCUUUUCCCCGCUGAUCAGAUGCAUGGGAGCGGAUUGUGUGGGGCGGCGCACCACAAUGCUGAUGGCCAGGGUUCGCCGGACGGUACUAUGAGUUUGAAAUCCGGGGCGCCGGGGUUGGGAGGAACACGAGGGAUAUCGGUGGGCGUGUUUGGCGCUGCAUUGACGGCUGGAUUUGCUGGUUUGCUAUGAGAUCCAAGGGAUUCUCUC